Messenger RNA from Eruca vesicaria subsp. sativa (arugula), 486 nucleotides. Lineage: Eukaryota; Viridiplantae; Streptophyta; Magnoliopsida; Brassicales; Brassicaceae. The record is from the annotation of a GenBank genome assembly.
AUGCAACUCCUCUCCCUCGUGUUCCUGUUUUCUGCGUGUUGGUUAUUUCUUCGUGUUAUUUGGAUGGUGGGAGGAAGGCGAAUCCAACAGAAGUUACGAUGGAGACGAGGACUCUUUGUUACGGUUCUUCCAGUGGUCCUUCCUUCUCGAUUCAUCAUUCCUUCAGCGAUGAGUGGAGAGGAUUCUCUCGCCGUCGCUUCUGUUUGCCGUCAGACAAGUCACGCUGUGCACUAUGUCCAAGCUUUCCAAUCGUUCUCGGAGUGUCGAUAUCAAACGACGAGCUCAAACUCCCCAUCUGCGGUGAGACUUGAGCUCCACAAAACACUGUGGGCUGCUCCUAUUCUUCAAACCGGUGUCAGAUCUAGAAUCAUAACGGGUACAUAUCCGAAGUUCUUCGAUAUCCUUUCACUUCCUCCAUACGGUAUAGUGAUGCUUUUCUCCCUCCCGUUGAUACUAUUCGACGACAGUUCGCUUCUUCUCCGAUGA